GUAGGCUGUAAUUUGGGUGAGGCUUUUUUUUUUUUGGUGUCUGAUUGUGUCUUCUUUUUGGGGAUUUCUGGCAAUUAUCAGCUCCAGCCACCGUCCGGAUGACGCUAUAUUAGCGACCAGCCCUCCCUCUACUAUCUUUGAACUGUCUGCGAAAAUGACGCGGAGUGCACUUUCACCACCAGCGCCCUCGUCUCUCCCUAUGUCGGCCAUCACCGAGCGCUCCAUGUCACCGACGACGACGAAAUGGAACACCGAUCGGUUAGGGAUGCGACUGGGGGUGGACGUUGCCAGCGCCGCUACGGCGGGUGCAUUGACCUGUCCAGUCAUCACCGUGAUUGAUCGUGCGAUCAUCGAGAAAGCGGCCAAAGGCCUCCCCAUCCAACAAACCAUCACCUCAUGUUUCCGCUCCAUGGCCUCGAAACCGGGGGCCUUCUUCCUCAGCACCCCUUUCCUCCUCAUCUACACGCUGUACACCUCGACAUACCUGACGGCCAACACCAUUGACACCGUCAUGUCGACGAUGCGCGACAAGCCGUUCUCGACGGUGUUCCCGGGGACGGCCAAGUUCCUGUCGACGACGGUGGUGAACAUGGGCAUUUGCGUAUACAAGGAUGCGCGGUUCGCGAGGAUAUUUGGGGCCUCGAAACCCGGUGUAACCACAGCCACUACUACGACCCCUUCCACAUCUCCACCCCGAAUGCAAACCCCCGCAGCACCAACCGUGUCCUGCCACCCCUCCGGCACAGCCACCGCGACCGUCCCCCGCAUUUCGUACGCCCUCUUCUGCCUCCGCGACAGCAUCACCAUCUUCGCCUCCUUCAACAUCCCCGCCCUGCUGGCCCCGACCAUCCCGGACAGCAUCGCCGCCACGCCCGGCAUGAAGGCGGCGCUGGCGCAGUUCUCGUGUCCGGCGCUGAUGCAGUUCGCGAGUACCCCGCUGCAUCUGCUGGGAUUGGAUCUGUAUAACCGGCAGCCACCGGGAGGUCUGGGGUGGCGCGAGCGGGCGGCGCGGAUCCGCCGGGAUUACGUGCCGAGCUGUUUUGCGCGGAUGGGGAAGAUUGUGCCGGCUUAUGGCGUAGGGGGUGUUGUGAAUGUGAGGAUGAGGGCGUGGUUGAUGGGGGGGUUAGAAGGGUGAGGGUUGUCUUCACACAGAGGAUGUUUCUCUGAGAGAAAGGUGAGGGGGAGAGGGGCAAGGAAGAGUACUAAUUCAAACCUCUUUGCUUGGUUGAGCAUGACAUGAGUUGAGGGCAAUGCCAGCCUUCGUUUGGUACAUCAUGCUUUGUGGGGGGAAAGGAAACGGCUGCUUUGCUUGCGAUAGACUUGCGCGGUUCACACACUUAUCAACACUACACGACAUAUACCAGUAUCUCACACCACAUUUCACAAGAUACACCACAGAUACACCACAUACACAUACACAUUCAACUCCGACCUACAUACAUCAUACACCCCCACUCGACUCCACUCCACUCCAUGCGACUGGCAUACGUACUCCUUUGAUGAACGAUUCAGCUGGAAUGCACAUUCAGUUCCAGAUACAGGCGUUUGGCGUUCUAUCCCGCAAAUACUUACAUUGAGCGGUGUGUUGUUUCCCUGUCAUCUUUUGGCCAGU
Aspergillus saccharolyticus JOP 1030-1 is the source of this 1612-nucleotide messenger RNA. RefSeq lists its product as uncharacterized. The record is from RefSeq and is a predicted model, not a curated record. The transcript has 2 exons. Gene Ontology annotation, cellular component: mitochondrion. Lineage: Eukaryota; Fungi; Ascomycota; Eurotiomycetes; Eurotiales; Aspergillaceae. The coding region runs from base 155 to 1135 and encodes 326 amino acids.